GUUGAUUCGUCGACCUCAGGCUCAAACCCAACCCCUUAGGGUUUAGGAGGACUGUGAUUUUGAUUUUAAUCAGUUCAUCAUCAAUGGCUUCCGCUACUACUUCUUCUCCUUCUCUUCUCUUCCCUUCUCGAAAUUUCGCAUCUUUUCCAUCAUUCCCCCUCCAUAGAAGCUCCGUCUCCUUCAUUCGCUGUAUCUCCAAGAACCCUUCUCCGUCCGCCACCACCAGCGAGGAGGACAUUCUCCGUUUCGUGGCGAACUCCGACGGAAAGGCACUUCCAUGCGUGCGGACCUACGAGAACGAUUCAGCUCGGCUGAGCCUCGUCGGUACAGUAGCUUUCGACCAGGCUUUAACCGCGGCUGCAGCCGACGGUGGCGAAGCAGCCGAUGAGCACCUUCGUGAAAACGUCCCCGUCAUGGUGGUUGAGACUGUUUUCCCCGGAGGAUCCGACCCGAAGGCUACUGUCUCAACCCGAUUGUUCUUGCCUACAAAGAAAGUUAAAGAGCGAGCUAAAAGGCUGAGGAGAUCUCUCUCCGAGGAUCUUUCCACCGGAGAUUUGUCAAAAAACAUACUUGCGAUGACUUUCAGGCAAGUGGUUCUCCGACAUUUGUGGAACUUUCAGCUUGUUUUGUUUGGACCUGGAGCUGAAAGAGAAAUGGGAGAUUACCAAAACCCUCGUGAGGUUUCGACGUCCUUCACUGUUAGCUCAUCAGAUGAACGGGUUAUAUCUGUUAUUGCAGAAGUUAUAUGCAUCUCCGCUCUCCAAAACACAGAGAAGCAUUUCCUCGAUGAUUAUAUGGGGAAAGCUAAGUUUCCCUUUUUCAAGUGGUUAACGAAACACAGGAAGAUUGCUUCAAGAGACUCCUCGGUUGUACUGCAUAAGGUUUUCGAUGAUGAGCUAAACGAGAAUGCAAACCAAUUGCUCGAGUAUUUUCAAUCGAGCAAGGAAAACUUCAAAGUUUCGGACGCAAGGCAAAGAAGUCGGUGGUGGAACUUGUCUGCUAGUUCUAAGUUGGAAAAAAUUGGUGGCGCUGGGUUUAGUAGUUGGGCAAGUGAGUAUCUCCCUGCUUAUCGAUUAGAGAUUGAUAGUAAUAUACUUGGGGAUGUAAAGCUUGAAGGCUGGAGAAAGUCUAGUGAGAAUAAAUGGGAGGUUCUUCUAACCCACUCCCAAAUGGUUGGAUUGGCUGAAGCGUUGGAUAUUUACUUUGAAGAUAUAUACUCACUUCCCAGGAAACAGCUACCAUGUGAUGCUUUUGGAAACUAUGCAAACUUACCCAGUGAAAAGAGAGGAUUGUCUUUGUUGAAAAUGAUAUCUGUCACCGUGGCCAGUGGAAUUCUUCUCCUUGCCGUGAGUGCUGCGGCUCAAUUCUCUAUCCCUCAGAAAAGCGAGAGAAAGUAUCCUGGAAAACGCCAAGAUAUUUCAUGGUCAGAGAGUGAACUGUUAUCUCAUCAAUCUUCAGAUACCUCCGAGUUGGAGUCAUUCUGUGGAUUAGUCGUCAACAAGCUUAAGGAUGCAUACUCUUGGGUAGGAGAGAUAACCGUAGAAAGCAGCAUAGGGGCUUGGAUUGGAGAAGUACCUGAUUACUUAAAAGAAACUAGCAGAGCUAAAGCCACUGAAGAUAACGUUGGUACAGGCUCUUCUCUUCUGGAGAAACUCAAUGAAGAUGCAAAAGCAUCUGCGCAAGAAAUCGCUACUUACCAGGUAGUGUUAUCAUCCGAGGGUAAGAUUAUAGGGUUCCAACCGACUAGCCGUGUGGCUGUGAACCACUGGUCUGCUAAUCCUUUAGCUAAAGAACUUUACAGGGGAAGAAAACUCUCACCUGGGCUUAUCGAGCGUGGUCUCAAGAGUGGACGACCUCCGACAAAAGUAGUUGUGUUGGAAUUGUUAAUGUCUGUGAAUUCAGAUCGUCCUUUUGCAUUGGUCAGACCAUUACUGCCACAAUAAAACCAUAAGUGCCCCUAGUCUCUUUAGAUGAAAAUUUACAAUACAUGUAGAAUAUGAUUUAUUGCUUAUAUAAAACCGGUUAUCUCA
Brassica oleracea var. oleracea is the source of this 2030-nucleotide messenger RNA. RefSeq lists its product as uncharacterized. Lineage: Eukaryota; Viridiplantae; Streptophyta; Magnoliopsida; Brassicales; Brassicaceae. The record is from RefSeq and is a predicted model, not a curated record. Bases 84 to 1943 code for a protein of 619 amino acids. The transcript has 7 exons.